Molecule: messenger RNA, 3180 nt
Organism: Aedes aegypti (yellow fever mosquito)
Lineage: Eukaryota; Metazoa; Arthropoda; Insecta; Diptera; Culicidae
Product: putative helicase MOV-10
Exons: 4
Coding region: 131-2764 (877 amino acids)
Molecular function (GO): RNA binding; 5'-3' RNA helicase activity
Source: RefSeq, a predicted model, not a curated record
ACUGGCUGACACUGACAGCUGUCAAACAGUGGUGAUUGACAGUAAGCAACAGAAUUUUUGCAGCACGUGUUUGAGAGCUGUGCAGUUUUUCGGAUUUCUUCGACGUUUUCUGUGAAAAAGUUGUGAAAAAAUGCCGGUUAUAAUGAAUUCGACUCCAGCGACAAAACUCAGCACUUCUAAAGCUGCGAUUGACAAGCUUGCUUCGGCAAAUUCUGUCAAAACAGAAUCGGUGCCAAAAGAAGCGACACAAACAUCUCCGCCGAAACGAAAGGAACGACCUUGGAAGCUGCGACACAUUCGAACCUUUACUCGAGAUUUCAAAGAGGUGAAGCACAGUCCACGGUACUGCUAUGUGUGUCGCGCCCAGUGCCGGGAUGACUACCAAUUUGCCAAACACCUGGAGGCUCACGGACGCGAGUUCCGGUUCAUCCGUCAGGUGGAGGAUUACAUUCUCGAGGAACCGAUGUUUCAAAUCCGGCUGGAUUAUCGUCCGGAUUUCGCCAAAACAUUGGUGUACGUUAAAAACGUUUCUCCCCAUCCGGUUGUUCUGCUCAACAUGGCCUAUCUGCACUUGGCCGACGGUCAGUUGAUGACUUUGUUCGAAAGCGAGAAACGGAUCCCGUGGGGUUCUUUUGCGACAUUCUCUUUCAACAGCUGCCUGCUGUCGGAGUUGGAUAGGAAUUUCGCACUGAUAUUGGUUGGAUUGGCCACCGCAAAGACGGAAAUUCUGGAACAAUACUACGUGCAGGUCACCGAGUUGAGUCAUUUCCUGAGCGAACAGUUGGUUUUGAAGAAGCCUCCGAUUCAUUGCCCUGCUUUGAAUCACUAUCCGAUUCCCGCGGUGGUACAGGAACUGUACAAGAACGAUUUCUCGCCCAAUUCGAAAUUUACUGGCGCCAAGGCACUGUUGGAUCGCUUGGCCGGAUUCAAAAAGGAUGGUUUGCACCCGGGAAACUACAUCGAAUACUUGAACGUGCUGAACCAGAUUGAAGAUUAUGACCUCCAGGUGGAGUACACGAAGUAUCGAAUCAAGGAAGCUAAGCUUGUGCCUGGAAUUUCGGAGAAGUUCUAUCGUUUGUCGAUUGACCAAUUCCAAGUGGCUCCCACCUUGCUAGACGAGGAGUGCGGAGUAAAGGUGAUCAUUCCCAGCGAGUUCGAACCUCGGUGUUUCAUAGGAACGAUUCACAAGGUCCAUCCGGAUUACAUGGUGAUCCAUAUGAAUACCCCGCCGGAGCCGGCUCCGUUCUACACGGUUGUCUUCGAAUGCAAUCGACUAACGUUUCAGAUGGAGUAUUUUGCCUUAUCCCUGCUGGCCAAAACGGACAUUGAGAAGCUGUUGUUCCCCAAGCCACCGGUGGAAAAGAAGAUCAAAUACGAAAGAUUUGAAUGGGUCAGCAAAAAUGUCGCUACCAACAACGAGCAGAUGUCUGCUGUCCGGAAUAUAGUUAAUCGUACUGCCUUCCCAGCUCCGUACAUUUUGUUUGGACCUCCUGGCACUGGUAAGACCUCAACAUUGGUAGAAGCAGUUGUUCAAAUUUGGAAAUUACAACCAAAGGCCAACGUUCUUGUGGCGGCAUCGUCGAACUUUGCCUGCGAUGAGUUCACCAAGCGCCUGUUGGAAUUUAUUCCUGCAACCGAUGUGUUCCGUUUUUUGUCCAAAGCGUGCGAGAAGAAUAUGCUGAACAUGAACGAAGCUGUCGUCGAUAUAUCAAACUUGGCCUCUGGAACGUACGCAACCCCCUCUUGGCACGAUAUCUACAACAGCCGAAUCGUGGUGGCCACCGUUACCAUGUGCGGUCGAUUGGCCCAAGCUAAAAUUGAUCCGAAUCACUUCAGUUACAUCUUCAUCGAUGAAGCAGGGAGUACAAAAGAAAUUUCCGCCUUAGUUCCAAUCGCCGGAAUUGGAACUUGCGAAAAAGAAGUAACGGCCAGUGUGGUACUUUCCGGAGAUCCCAAACAGCUGGGUCCUCUCGUUAGACACGAGUUUCUGCGACAUACGGUGCAGGAAACAUCGAUGCUGGAACGCCUAAUGAAUCACAGCAUCUAUCUGAAGGAUCCCGCCACCGGCCAGUACAAUUAUCUGGUAAUAACGAAGCUGCUAAACAAUUUCCGCUCCAAUAAGCACAUGCUGCAAUUUUCCAAUUAUGCCUUCUACGAGGGCGACUUGCGUCCAUGUGGACCUGCCUUCGCUACCGAUUGGGCAAUCGGUUGGCCAGAAUUACCUCGAAAGGAUUUCCCCCUGUUCUUCCACGCGAUUCGUGGCCAAACCGAGAAAGACGCCCACUCAUGCAGUUUGUACAAUCGUCAGGAGGCUGACCAAAUCAUAGCGUACAUUAAAAUCAUCCUCUCGAAGGAGAUCAACGGACGUACCGUGGCGGAAAACGACAUUGGUGUCAUUUCGCCUUACACCAAGCAGGUCCACCAUAUCAAAGGUCUUGUCAAGGACAACAAUUGGGACAAGGUGGAGGUUGGAUCUACAGAGCAGUACCAGGGACGCGAGAAGCCAAUCAUUCUGAUUUCGACGGUACGCUCCGGAUUGUCCACGGUUGGGUUUCUGAACAACGAGAAGCGGCUGAAUGUGGCGAUUACCCGGGCCAGGGCGCUGAUGAUCAUCGUUGGCAAUCCGGAUACGCUGCAGCGCGAUGUCCAUUGGUACUCGUUGUUGAAGUACUUCGUGGACAACGGAGCUCUUAAGGGCUGUACGUUCAAACUGGUGCCUCCGUACAUGCAGACUACGGAUGCUACCGUUGAGAAAGAUUGGUGAGGUUUCGUGUAGGUAAGUACCUAUUUUAUCACGAAAACUUUAGCAGUGCCACGAUUUUAUCUCAUGAAAUGUUUGUUGCUCGCCUCUUCAGGGAAUUGACUUUAACUUCCAACUAAUAUAUUGUUAAAUCUGAUAUAAUUAUAAGAACUUAGUAGCAGAAAAGAUCCUUCAUCCUUAAAAGGAAUUGUUUGGAAAGUAACAUGAAAAUAUUUUAGUUCUUAGAAUUAAUAGUAACAAAAUCUUGAUAAUAAGAAACUUAUAUUUUUACACCGCUUCAAAGUUAUGUAGAAUAGGAUCUUUUUUUUCUACUUCUCUGAAAUAAUAAAUUACAGUUUCUGAAAACUGUACACACUCUUUUUCUAGACAAAAGGCCACAGCAAUUAAGAAAAAUUACACGGACUCAUCAUUCAUUCAAA